ACUUGUAUUCCAUAGAUGAUUCUUUGUCUGAUUUAUUUAAGAAGGCACCAAGCAAAGAAUAAGCUUUCAUUUUCCAUUUUUGUUGACAGGUCUGCCCCAGCCGCACCCCCAGCAGCCGGAGGAGAGGGUGCUGCUCCUGCCGGACCCCCACCCAACUUGACAAGCAACAGAAGGUUGCAGCAAACACAAGCUCAGGUCGAUGAGGUGGUGGAUAUAAUGAGAGUUAAUGUCGACAAAGUUCUGGAAAGAGAUCAGAAACUAUCUGAGCUCGAUGACCGUGCUGAUGCCUUGCAGGCCGGUGCUUCGCAGUUUGAAACCAGUGCUGCCAAGCUGAAACGUAAAUACUGGUGGAAGAAUCUAAAAAUGAUGAUUAUUCUAGGAGUGAUAUGUGCAAUCAUCCUCAUUAUUAUUAUUGGUAAGUACUUCACGACUUAA
Molecule: messenger RNA, 435 nt
Organism: Protopterus annectens (West African lungfish)
Lineage: Eukaryota; Metazoa; Chordata; Ceratodontiformes; Protopteridae
Product: vesicle-associated membrane protein 2-like
Exons: 3
Coding region: 16-435 (139 amino acids)
Biological process (GO): vesicle-mediated transport; SNARE complex assembly; vesicle fusion
Cellular component (GO): SNARE complex; plasma membrane
Molecular function (GO): syntaxin-1 binding; SNAP receptor activity
Source: RefSeq, a predicted model, not a curated record